Molecule: messenger RNA, 3880 nt
Organism: Bacillus rossius redtenbacheri
Lineage: Eukaryota; Metazoa; Arthropoda; Insecta; Phasmatodea; Bacillidae
Exons: 2
Coding region: 1784-2650 (288 amino acids)
Cellular component (GO): chitin-based extracellular matrix
Molecular function (GO): structural constituent of chitin-based larval cuticle
Source: RefSeq, a predicted model, not a curated record
UGUUCCAGCCGACGAGCUAGCUUUCAGCGCCUCCUGACGGGAGUGCAGUGAGUCAACUGGGGCCGCCGCUGUCGUGCUCGCCGUCAAACCGGGCGGAGUGAAGCCGCGCGCGCUCCUCGACUGUCGGCAGGAUUGACAACCGCGGAGGGGCAGGGCCAAGGAGAGCUGACGGUUAAAAAAUGCGGUUUGACGCCGGCGCGGCGCGCGGAACAAUGGGGCCGUGAAAACAGCGGCAGGUUCGGCGCGGAGGCGGGGCAUUGUUGCCGCGCGCUUGUCGCGAGCAAGGUCAUGCGAAUGUCACGAUCACGACAGUCCGCGCGUCGCUUUCGCCCGUGUCUUCACGAAACCGGUUUUGCGCAACGCCUGCACGAAACUGGAGCUUUCAUCUUCAGAUAAGGCCUACAGAUCCCGCCUUUCUGUGUACAAACAAAUGUGUAACGUAGAAACCUAAAUUUUCUUUUUUUAAUCAUGCGAUUCUUCACGUGACUGUAAUCAUAUUUACUUAAAUCAGUCUCCAAAAUGUGUCAAUGAGAAUUUAUGAGCGAAACUAAAAAUACGUAACAAAUAAUCCCAUGUAACAGCUUCAUCGCUUGAAAUAUAAAAAAAACAUUGUUUGUGACAGUCAAACCACUGAUAUAUUUAUUUUAAAAAGAAUUUAAUGAUAAGUGUUUAUUAGCGUUUGAUCUCAUUGGUGCUACUUAUUAUUUUUUUACUUGGGAAGAAACAUCACUAAUCAAACCUUACACGAAUAUGCCACAAGCUGUUAGAUGACGGUUUAAGUAGACUUUAUUCUCAAACUGUCGUGAUUUAGACAGAGGAAACGAUGCAGACUGAGACUCUGAUGCUAAAAUUGGGCCAAGUAGCGCGCAGUACCUAACCUCUGCUGACAUUCAGGUUGACUGUCUAAUGAAAUAAAACGUAAAAAAAAAAAGUUUUUGCUCUGGUAUACUCUUACCAAGACGCAGGUGUGUAAUCAGGCUGGCAGGGCAAGUGGUUCACCUUGUUGGGGCACGAGAACAGGUUCGGGCGGCAGAUUGCACAUGCUGUAGUUCCGUGUUGCGAGCCCGGGGGCUGGCUGGCGGCGACCACCUGCCCACCGCCGCGCUGAGUCACCGCGGAAGCAGCUGUCGUCACGACGCACGAGCCGGCAACCCAGUGGGAGAGGCUUGCCCACUUGAGGGCGAGCACGCGUUAUUACCGCGCCGCGCUAUUACCGCGGGACGCAAUAACUGCGCCGCGCUGUUACCGCGAAGCUCUAUCACUGCACCGCGCUAUAUUCGACCGACGCAGUAACCGCGCCACAUUAUUACCAAGAAGCCCCUUGACUUCACCGCGCUGUAGUCGCUCGAUAAAAUAACCGCGACGCGCCAUAACUUCACCGCGCUCUAGUCACUCGAUGCAAUAACCGCGAAGCGCAAUAGCUUCACCGCGCAUUAGUCGCUCGAUGCAAUAACUGCGAAGCGCCAUAACUUCACCGCACUAUAGUCGCUCGAUGCAAUAACCACGACGCGCCAUAACUUCACCGCGCUAUAGUCGCUCGAUGCAAUAACCGCGAAGCGCCAUAACUUCACCGCGCUGUAGUCGCUCGAUGCAAUAACCGCGAAGCGCCAUAACUUCACCGCGCCAUAGUCGCUCGAUGCAAUAACCGCGAAGCGCAAUAACUUCACCGCGCCAUAGUCGCUCGAUGCAAUAACCGCGUAGAGCGAUAACCGCAAAACGUCAGUAGCUCUUCCAGCGGAGCCCUCCCAGUGACCCAGGUGUCAGCACCGCCACGCGUCGCGCUAUGGACCCACAGCUGUCUGCACUGGCGCGUUCUGCGAUUUGGGUGGCGGCCCUGGCGGCGCUGCUGGCGGUGUCUGCGGCCGCGGGUAAGGGCAUGGGCGGCUGGGACGCGGACCCCAGCACGCAGUACCACAUCCAGACGGACGAGGGCGACGAGCGCUACUUCCGCUACCAGACCACCUCGGGCCAGUACCGCAAGGAGAAGCGACUUGCGGACGGCACCGUGGUCGGCACGUACGGCUGGGUCGACCCCAACGGCUACCUGCGGCUGCGCGACUACGUGGCCGACAACAGCGGCUACAAGGUGGUGCGCACCAAGAUGGUGUACGUGGGCAAGGACUCUGGCGCCACGACGGCCCUGCCCGCCGCCCCGGAGACCACGAGCUCCGCCCCCGCGCUCGGGGACCCCUACUCGCUGCAGCUGCCGCCCGUCGCGUCCAACGACAUCUCGCCGCCGCAGAAGCCGCAAGCCGCCGGCCCCAACACCUUCCUCUACACCAGCAGCAACCCCUACUUCUCGAUCGCGAGCGACCGCAACUUCGGCAACGCCCUGACCAGCGGCGACUACCACACCCCGGAGGCGAGCGCGAGCAUCCAGAGCUACCAGAACUACCAGAACUACCAGCAGCACCCCUUGUACGACGGCAUCGCGACCACGCACAACGGGUUCCGCUACUACCUGCCGCGGCACUACCACGAGGAGGAGAACUCCGGAGGGCAGACGCGGGCCGGCAGCUUCGGCUACGUCGACCCGUUCGGCAUCCGGAGAGUGGUGUACUACAACACGUCCCCGGACACGGGCUUCGUGCACAGGAAGAACAACAGGUACGUGGGCUUCAACGCCGCGCCGUACGACCCGCGGCUCUGAAGACGAGUGACUGUGCGAUCCGCUGUGCGAAUAUACGUGACUCCAUCACCCGCGGAGAGGCAAUCCGUCAGUGUUUAACACAGAGAAAAAAAACUCUUCGCGGCUCGAAGAUGAUUUCAAUCAAACAAACUAUACGUAUCGUGGUAUAUCUGUAACACAACCAUUUAGCGUAGUCUAUGUAGAUAUCAUUUCAGGUUACCUAAAUUCCUGAAGAAAAAAAAACUGAAAAAAAUUUUCAACUGCCGACGUAACUAAUGAGUUUUAGAAAUAAAAACAUUUCGAUGUUUUUUUUAUCAGUGUCGCCUAACAACUCACAAACCUACGCGGUAUUAAGUGAUUUUAGUGGUAUUUUAAACAUUCCAGUCAUCUUAAAAUUGUGGUAGAAAAAAAAUUGAUAGGGUGAAAAUAGCACUUCCAUGUUUCAAAUAUAUUUUCUUUGGUUUCUGAGCUUUUCACAUUUUUGUUAAGAUGACACAGGAAAAAAAUAUAUAUAUGUUUAACUAAAUAAACUAAAUUACAGGUACGGUAACUGUUCUCUUUACCUGCUCAGUUAAGUGAACAGCAAAGAUAUGAACUGGGUAUCAUAAAGUUCUGACAAAUUCCAAAACAUUUUUUCAGAACUAAAUAAUUUACUUAAUUUACUAUUUUUAUGCCAGUUACGUUUAGAAGAAAACUACAAAAUGGUUCCUACACACGGGUUCAGAAAAAAUCUUAUUUUUUGUGUCAUGUAGCCUAUUCAUAAUAUACAAGUUUGGUCAUAAAGUCCACUUUCACUUUAUAUAUUUCGUUAAUUCAAAGAUUAAUUGGAACAUGUAACUUAAAUCUAGGUAAAUUUGUUUAAAUUUUAGCAGAGUUUAGGGAGAAACAUACAUUAUUAAAAAUCAUUACUGAAUUUACCUGGCUUAGUAAUAAUAAUUUUUGUCUAAACCCUAAAAUAAAAAGUAAUGACUAAUAAUUACGGCUUUCAAAAUAAAUACAUUAGCUUGGAUAUUCUUGUUUGUCACUCUUAAAUUUUUAAGAGUGUUUGAUAACAUGUAUUUUAAACAUUAAAAAUAUCAUAUUUUAACGAUAAGAAAAUGGAUACUAGUAAAAUAUUCUAGCAAAUAUAUAUUGUUAAUAUUUUUAUGAAGAUUCUAUGUUGUCUAUGCAUGUCCUUGUGUAUUUAUGUGUAUGGUUUUGUAUAGCUAACCAUGUUUUGUAUACAGAAAUAAAUGGUUGUAUGAUAAAUUA